AAAUAUAGAGUAGUACAUAAGCUUGUUGCGAACAACUUUCUUACAAGAAUAUCAUGCAAUAUUCUUGAAGGUAGCUAAGCAACACGCGCCAGUAUACUUUGAUAGCAAAGAGAAAAAAAUAAACUUGAAAAGUGACUCUAAAAAGUGACAUGUAGAAAAGUCUUUACCUUUUUCUAACCUAAAUGACUGCAUGCUUCAAAAGAGUAAAAACCAAAAAAAGGCAUUAGAGAGUAAUACAGAGGCAUUGUGCUACGAAAAUUUAAAGCACUUGACAUACAGACAUCUAUAGACAGUCGUACCUUAAAACACCAAGCUGUUACACUGCUUUCAUACUUUAAUAAAAGAGUUUGGGUACUUUAGCGAGCUUAUUUUGCUCUUUUUCUUCUUUUUUACUUUAUUUUGCUUCAUAAGUAUAGCUACUUUUCAUUCUUGUGUGUAUUUUUAAAGAAGAAAAGUUUUAAGCAAACAUGUUUGAUAAAAGUGAAAAGUUUCCUGAUGGUUGGUUCUUCAUCAAGAAUCACAGCAACGGUUAUGUUUUAAUGGUUGAUAAUGAAUCUCAAGAAGUUGGCAGUCCCGUCGUUCUGUCUUCUCUUCGUACAAAAGACUACAGCGCUCAGCUUUGGCGCUAUGACCCUAGCGGCUAUCUUGUGAAUAAAAAAUCAGGCCAAGUCAUGGACGUUGCAAAGGGUAACGCAAAGGCUGGUGUCGAUAUUGUCCAACAAAUUCUAUCGAAAGACGUGAAAGAAGAAAAUAACUAUCAAAAGUUUGGUCUAUCUCCUCAUGGUCACAUUUACCUCAUCAACAAGUCUAAUCUCGUCCUUGGUAUCAAGGAAUCUUUCUUUGCUCGUCGUGAAGGCCUCCACGUACACCUUCAGUUGAUCGACAAGCGACACCUCGACAAAAAAGAACAACGCUGGGAUUUCGUUCUCCCCGUGAUUAAGGAAAAGACUGAACCUGCCAAGCGUAGUAUUAGUACUUUUAGCAACACCUCCAAUUCUAAAUUAUCUGCUGUGGCACAAAUUAAAGAAGAUGGUAAGUUGCAGCUUUAGGAAAUUGCUGGCUUUACCAUAUUAACUCUCCC
Messenger RNA from Rhizopus microsporus ATCC 52813, 1081 nucleotides. RefSeq lists its product as uncharacterized. NCBI's taxonomy places the organism in Eukaryota, Fungi, Mucoromycota, Mucoromycetes, Mucorales, Rhizopodaceae. The record is from RefSeq and is a predicted model, not a curated record. Bases 468 to 1049 code for a protein of 193 amino acids. The transcript has 2 exons.